AUCAGCUGGAGGCAGCAAUAAACAGAAGCAAAAUCUGCAGCGGAAAAAAAUAGAGGAGAAGAGGAGUUGAAAAAAGCUGCAGAUGUUAUGAUCUAAAAACUUCAGUGUAAAAGUUUUACAUGAAGCCCUUCUUCUAAGAAGAAAGCCUUUUAUUUUUGUAUAAUGGUGUUUUAACUACCUCACUUAAAGGCUAUCUAAAGCUAUGCUUUAAGAAUUGUUGUCGUUUCUACUGUGUGUGAGAUCUCGUUUACAACUUGAAUAAUAUUGCAAAGGCAGGCCUUUGCUCCAAACCAAGUGAAACCUUACAUUUGCACUAUAGAAGCCUGUCCACUCCUGAACCGAGAUCCAGCAAAGGGCUUCAAGUGGAAAAAAAAAAAAAAAAAGAAACAAAAGAUCAGACAAAGAAUUAUAUAAAACAGCAACAAGCGAUACAUAAACACAAAUAAGAAAUUCAAAAAGGCAGCUACAGCUUUUUCUUUGUGGACAACAAACAGAACCCAAGUCAUCAACACCUGACAGUACAAGCAGAGUAGUCAUGUUUCAACGCCUGAGCAACCUGUUGUUUGGGGAGGUAGAAGAGGUGGCUGCCGAGCUGAAGGGACCCAAACCCUGCGUGACGGAGGCCGACGAGGAGGGAUGGAUGCUCGUCAAUCUGCCUGAGGAGUCUGACGGCUUGAUGCAGGCAGAGGAUGAGAAGGCAGCCCCACUGAUUGCACAGUCAUUCCCUGACAGUAACUUAUCACAUCAUCAGGACACACAUACAAGGACUGAAUGCCCGGCCCCCAUUCCCCACCCGCUUCACAAGCGCCGUAGGACACAUAAAGGUCAAGCACGAGUUGCAGUAGCAUCAUCAGACCCCUUGUCUUGCCCCAGCAUUAACCCAUCAGACUUGGGUGCCACUACACCCGUGACCCUGCCAAGGCGGGCCAGACUGUCCACGCCCUCCUCCACCCCGUCGAUGUCCCCUGGCUCUGGGAAAGGAGCCACAGCAGAGGCCAGCCCGAUGGAGGACCUGCUCAUCGAGCACCCCAGCAUGUCCGUGUACGUCUCCCCGAACAACUUGUCCAUGGUCUCCAACAGCAACCUGUCUUUGGUGGGAGAGGAAAGCAUUGUCAGCCGGGCAAGCAGCGUGAGCAGAGUGGCUGAACCAAUUGCUGCCCCCGCCACCCGCAGCACUAUGCCCACCAGGGUGAGCCGCGGAGCAGCCGCCCAGGCUGGAGCUCUGGCAAAGGUCACCCAAGUAGCCAGGGUCCAGCGUGGCAAAGCCCGCAUCGAGAGGCGCCAUCUGGGCCGCAACCGCAUCCAGCGCCAAAACCGCACCAGGGAGCAGGUCCCUCGCCACGCAGCCCACGUCAGAAACACCUUCCUUCACCAGCCCAGCAAGCGUAACUUCUGCCACUAAACUCCCAAGCAACCAGGGGGCAUUGUUUACUCUGAGGGCAUUAGACACACACCCAAGACACACGUGAUUACAUAUAUUCACACACAGCAUAUUUGCUUUCGUUUCUGCACUUAUAAUAAUUCAGAUACCAGUAGACCAGUAGCUCUGUUGUUUGGUUUAUGCACAAAUUGAUUCCACCUGGUAGUUUUAUGCCCCAUUCUGCUGUUAUGAACCAAGCCCUCUGAGCAGAUCUGUGUAGAUCUUUAUUAUACUAAUUGUCCAUUGCAGUAUCCAAACAACUAAAAAAAAGUCUUCAAAAUAUUUACACAGGUUAUACUUAGUAAUAAUAAUAUCUUUAAAAAAACAACAAAAAAUUUAGCUCUGUUAAUUUUCUUGCCUAUCUUAGUAAAAUAUUCUCCUUUCUUCCACUUUUCCUCAAGGUAUGUUUUCUUUUUUAAUUCAACCGUUACAUUCCCAAAUUAGUUAAAUUUGAAGAUAAUUGAAAUAAUCAAGUGUACUUUACUCUGUGAUGCAGGAACAGACUUUUCUGGUGGAAGCAAUGCAAGAUAGAGACAAGUUAAGUCUUUGCAUCUUUUCAGCGAAAGCAACUCAUCAUGUCUUUAGUGCUUUAAAUUAAAGGGGAUCCUAUCAUAAUAUAUUUUUAUGUUUAUUCAGAAAAGGUGGAAGGAUAUACCGUGUGUGACGAGAGUGAGAGGAAGAUCACAUUGACGUUUGUUUCCUCUGCAGUUUGGUUUGCCAACAUGCAAAGUAAAGGCACAAACGCAAGGGAACAUGGGGAAACCUGUUUCAUCAUUGGAAACAAGAUGUGAGAUUUCUCUCUUCUCCCGUUGUGGUGGCUGAGAGCAAGUAGAAGAUGGUGAGAGUAUGAGCAAAACAGACUAAAGAGUAAAAGAAAUGAUAUGAUGAAUUAGAAAUAGUAUUAAGAAAUAGUAUUAAAAUUAAUGUGGUUCAUAUGAAAUGGUCAUUGGAAAGUUUUAUGUAACCCUCAGAACAGCCUGUGAAUGAGUUAAAAUUCAACAUCAAACUCUUUUAAUCAAAUUUAGAAGAUGAGUCCUCUUCUAAAUGAAAUCUCUUUUUGUGCAGAUGAAAAAAGGGUGUCAUGGGCAGCCAUUAAAUCAUUAAUGGCAGGGAUUAUGAAAGGAUGCAGGGCUUGUCUUUGGGUUACAGGGUAUGGCAGGUUAUAGUAAGUAAAGAGCGGUAUUGAUGGUAACUCUUUAUUUUGUUUUGUUUCACUGUUUUCUUCUCAUUUCGUCUUACAUUUUAAUAUUAUUUUACAGUCACUCUCUCUGCUUGCUUCCAGCAGACAAAGAAAUGAAAAGCCUGUUCCUGUCAGACAAAGAGAAAAUGCGCAUUUGGCUUUUAGAAUUGACAAAUUCAAAAUCACUCCCCGUGGAUCAGACACAGCAUGGUGUUCAUUAAAUGUGUGAUCUGUAAACUUAAGUCAUGUGCCCAGCACACAUCAGUCGCCUUCAUCCACAGUGUGUGCUGCGAUCUUAUGUUUUCCAUGUGAACACCGAAAAGAACGUACAAUCUAUUUACACAUCAGUCCCUUUCAUUGAAAAAAAAAGUCACUGACUUCAUAAGAUGCAAUUGUUUGGGGAAAAAAAAGGGGGAUGUAAACAUCUUCUUUAAGCCCAACAACAAGCAUCUUCCCCCUACAUCUUGCUUAUGGACGUGCGAAACAUUUAUUUCUAACACCUACUCCAUGACUGUCUGUCACUUUAUUGUUAGCACAUCCAGCUCUAACAGUGUCCACUUAAAGAUCUAGCUUACUGAUAUGUGUUCAACAACAAUAGUAAAAAAAAAAAAUGGUGCUGAAGUGUAUACUAAUGUUUGUAAAUUAUUUGAGACAUGGAUGUAAGUUUGCACUGUCAUACAUUUUGUGAGUCAAAGUUUUAGCGGUGUGCUGUGUGCUUGUUUUCUUUUUGUUUUUCUUUUGUGAUUUUUUUUUCUUUUUGUUUUGAUUCAAACUGUGUGUGAGAAGAUGUACUGACAUGACACGUUAAAUGCUAGAAACUCUAAAAAAAAAAAAAAACAUGGAUAAUGGUCGUUUAUUGCUCUUGUAAAUAUUACAAAACAAUUUCUAACGCUUCAUUAGAUGUCAAAGCCUCUCAGGAUUUGAGUCCACAAUGUUGUGUCCAAUGGAACUGAUGAGAAUCCUCUCUCUGCCUCACCUCUGUGCUCAUUAACAAACCAAGAGGGCGUCUCAGUGGCCAAAAGUGGUGUUUUUGCCCCAACGUCAGUCUCAUCUUGUUGAGGUGCAACAUACAAGCAGCACUAGACUCAGAGUUGAUGUGCCAUAGGCAAACACUGCCCUCCAGAGGGUCCACUUAGCACAGCAUUUGCUGUAUGAAAGCUGGUGAGGAUACAGUACAAUGACAUGAUGUUAGUACAUUCUGUACUGGUGUGUUCAAAAGACAAUUUGAGAGCCUGGGGAUUCAUUCAGAUUGUUUGGGAAAUGGAAAUGUCUUUUCUCAUUUAGAUCAUCUAGAUAAAUAGGAUUUAUUUAAUUAUUUUCCCUUGAAUCACAUACCACAACUUUUUCAUUUCUGCCUAUAUUCUUAUAAAUGUAUCUGUUAAUUUAUAAUAUAAUUUUGAAUAUUAUCCUUUUUUUGUUUUCAAAGAUGACUAUUAUGUAUCCUGUUGAUUCCUCUGAACAGUGGAGAGAAUGUAUCUGAGGUGAUGAGUCUAAUAUGCACACAUACAUACACACACAUAGGGAUCUCUCCGAUACCCUAGGAGUUUACUGCUCUGAUUGUGUCUCAGAGGUUGAAUUUUUCUUGCCUGUUGUAAAAGAAAAGGUACGUACAGAGUGAAAACAGAGUAAUAAUGAGCGAUCACAGUUGGAUGUGUGUGUACAAAUGUAAAGAUCACCACAGAAAACUCUGCCGCUGCAAACCUGUCCUGUUUUCCUGAAUUUCUAUUUCUUCCUUUUCUCACCAGUGUCAUGUAAAAAGGAAAUGUGUUCUCAGUA
Messenger RNA from Seriola dumerili (greater amberjack), 4376 nucleotides. RefSeq names its product tumor protein p53 inducible nuclear protein 2 (gene tp53inp2b). The record is from RefSeq and is a predicted model, not a curated record. Gene Ontology annotation, cellular component: autophagosome; nucleus. The transcript is spliced from 5 exons. The coding region runs from base 536 to 1402 and encodes 288 amino acids. Gene Ontology annotation, biological process: positive regulation of DNA-templated transcription; autophagosome assembly. Lineage: Eukaryota; Metazoa; Chordata; Actinopteri; Carangiformes; Carangidae.